AUGGGUGACCUUUAUAUGGACGAGUUUGGAGAAAAUUUCGGAAUUGAUGAAUUUGCAGAAGAGGAGGAGGAUUUCGCAGAUUUCGAAGAGUACGACCAACGUAGAGUCUCAGAUGUCGAUAUCAUCACUGACCCAACUGAAUUUAAAACUCAAGUUGAUAGUGCUCACAGAAUCACAAGCCCAUAUUUGACAAAAUAUGAAAAGGCUAGAAUAAUAGGUACGAGGGCACUUCAAAUAAGCCUAAACGCACCAAUCACUAUACCUAUCGAUGGCCCCUCAGAAGCCAAUGAUGACGGCUUCACAACACUGGGUGACUUUGGAGAUACCCAGACGACAGCAAUUGACCCCUUAAUCAUAGCUGAGAAGGAACUAUACCAAAAGACAGUGCCUUUUAUAGUAAGAAGAUACCUACCAAACGGAAGCUACGAGGACUGGAAAAUCGAUGAACUUAUCAUCGAUUAA
Theileria annulata is the source of this 462-nucleotide messenger RNA. Its product is annotated as RNA polymerase common subunit (Rpb6 homologue), putative. Gene Ontology annotation, cellular component: RNA polymerase I complex; RNA polymerase II, core complex; RNA polymerase III complex. The transcript has 2 exons. Gene Ontology annotation, biological process: DNA-templated transcription. Lineage: Eukaryota; Apicomplexa; Aconoidasida; Piroplasmida; Theileriidae. The record is from RefSeq and is a predicted model, not a curated record. Bases 1 to 462 code for a protein of 153 amino acids. Gene Ontology annotation, molecular function: DNA-directed RNA polymerase activity; DNA binding.